AAAAUUUCAAAUCGCGGGGUUGUGCAGCGGACGAUUUUCAAUCGGAACGGUUCAACUUUGGAGCGGAGCGCGGAGUUUCGCAUUUUUUGUGUUUGUUAGCGGAAAAUCGGAUGAAAAACUCCAAAUGUUUAUCAAAUGAGCGGCGACAAUUACGCGACCAAUUGACGAGAUCGUGUGUGUUUUUCCCAAUUAAACGGUGAGUGUGCGAUAGAGAUGUAAAAUGUAUGAAGUCAAAUUAAAGUGCGGCAAAAAAAUAAAGUCUAAAGGUGAAAAAGUCAUUAAUAAAAAAGAAAGCAAAAUAGAAUUGCUGUGUGGAAUACAAAAGGAAAAUACACAUAUAUAAGUAUAUAUAUAUAUAUAAAUAUAUAAAAGGAGACGACGCGCAGCGAAAAAGGAAUUUUUUGUGUACUACGGCGGCGCUUUAUUGUUGUUGCUGUUGGCGUCGUGCAUUUGCUUUUGUUGUGUGUGUUUGUUUGUAUGUUGUUGCUUUUGCCAUUGCCUUUGCUCUCUGUGUUUUUGUGAUUGAAAAACUAAGAAGCGAAAGCUGCAAAACUAAGGAUAGAAAAAUAAAACAGAAAGAAACGAAACAAAGUAAGAAAAUUGCCCAUUUUCGUUUUUUCCUUCCGGAGAGAAAAGUGAAAAGUUUAAUUUACUAAACAAAGCGGCAAAUCUGUCUGCCUGUGUGCGUGGGUGGCUGUGACUCUGUAGGAGUGUGUCUGUUUGUGUGUGAGUGCGGGUGCGUGUGUCUCUCUAGUUUUUGCAAUUCCCACUGCACACGCUCUUUCGUGUUGGAUUAUUGGAUUAUACCGCCAAUAACGGCACACGCACAGCAACAACAGCAAUACAGCAAUAAUAAAAACAACAAAAAGCGAUAAAGGAGAGCAGACGACGCUGGGAUUAAUCAUUAAUGUCCUGAGAGAUAAAGAACGGGAAUCUAGAAGUAAAGAAGAAGAAGUUGCAGGCGAAGGAGCAGCGGGCGAAGGCAGCAGCAGACGAAAAAGAAGAAGACAGCUAAAGUUCCAAAGCUGAAAAGAUUGUCAAAGGACCGAAACUAAGAAAUACAAGUCCGUUUCGCUUCUGCUGCCGGAGUCCUUCGUCGUCCUGUCGUGCGUCCCUUGCUCUGCUAAUUGCCUUGUGUGUGCCGAGCUCCUGGCUUCUCCUCGCUAAGCAGGCCAGAGAUCCUUUCCACACUCCAGGCUCAAGAGCAUCGUCCAGAAUUAGCGCCAUCGGAGGUAGGGAGCCAAGUAGCAACCAAUGGAACAUGUUGAUGCCGGUGCGGGAGUACAACAAGCACAUAGCCAAAAUACCAAAUUGCAAGAUGAGGCAGCGGCCAACGCUUAGAGCCACCUUUGCAUCCCUGCUGCUCCUUCUACUCCACUUAGUCCAGGCACUGGAACCGGCGGCAGCAGCAGCGGCGCCUGCCAGUGGUGCAGCCGGAAGUGGUGGUGCAGCGAGCGGUGCUGCAGGUUCUACAUCCAGUGGCAAUGCAGGUGGAGGUGGCAGUCUGAGCAGUGGACCACCCACUCUCAUUGCCAAUCUCACGGAACAAGGCAGUCCCGGUGUGUAUAAUUCGACAAUGGGUUAAUGCUAAUUACCCGACUCUCUCUCUCUCUAUAUAUAUAUGGCAUUUAUGUGGCUAUUUAGCUGACCUUUCUGCCCUUUUACCCUCAACUCAAAAUACGCUGCCAUUUGGGGAUUUGUUAGGAUGUUUAUGCGCGGUUCUGUUUGAGAAAAUCUGUUAGAUUGAAUGUUAAAGGUAUAAACUAAUGAUGGUGUUAGUAAGAAGAAUAGAUUUAUUAGUGUGGCCAUCCUUUUUAAAAUCAUCUAAGUGGCAUCUCUUCUUCAUUUAUCUUCAAUAUUAGGUCAGCUUAUAAAACCUAAAAUCUAUAAAAAUAUCAAACUAUGCUAAAAUGAUUAAUUUCCAUUAAAAUUAAAGAUAUUAUAACCUUAAAAUCGUUAACCAAACCCUUUUAAUAAACAAUCUGGCAUCCCUUCAAGUAGAUUUCCCUUCCUUUGGCCACACUAAUUAUUAUUAAAUUUCAGCUCAAGUCAAGAUUUCGUGAAAUCCUUACCAUAAACAUAGCUAAAAUUUCGCUUGCGAGUGUGCUAAUGUUUGUGUGUAUUUCCUUGUGCGCAUUUCCGGUUUCCGCUUCCGCUUGGCAAGCGGCAAGGAGGGUGGCAAAAACUAUUAGCCACUUGGCGCUAAAUAACACCACCCCAUAACCCCCACUCGUCCCGUCCCUGCCACUGAAGCAAAACACUAAGCAUCAAUUAACCCAAUUUUCAGAAUCCAUUUUCACCUGCAGUUACGGCUUCAGCUCACAGCUCACAGCUCCGGAGCUUUGGCUUUUUCUGAGUAUUUUUCUAGCUGCGUGUUUCUCAGCCCCAUGCUUACAUAUACAUGGGCUUGCCUUUUCUGUUUUAGUUCUUUUUCUAACAGAGUUUUUCCUUUUGGCCAGCAAAUACCCAAGUGGCAGUGUUGAAACCAACGUCCAACGUCCCAACUCCCAAUUCCCCAGACCCACCUAAUCCUAUAGGUUUAAUGCCGGGCACUCUUGUCCAGACUUUUCCGUGUUCCGUGCCGUUUCAUCUUUUCUUUCGCAGGCGUUUGGCGCUAUUGUUGUAGUUUGGUUUGGUUUGGUCACUGGACUUGGAUCUGGAAAUGGAAAUGGAAAUGGAGUGGAAGCCUGAAAUCAUAAUUAAUCCAUUGAUUUUUCAGAUUCUUUUUUUGUUUUCAGCUUAAAUAAUUCACACAAAUCAUUUCAGCAAUAAAUAUGAAUUCUUUCGCAGCAUUUAACAAUGAAUAUUUCAGCAAACAAAAGUUCUUCCUUCCCCCCAGUCUAGGUUUCUCUUUCUUUUUUAUUGUGUUAAAAAACAUGGGAUCCAAUUACAAAUUGAUGAGCAGGUAAUGAACGUAGCAAAAACAUUAAAAAAAAAAGUGGAAAGUAUAUAUAUUGAAUAUUUUAAUUUGGAAAUGUCACAGUUGCAAACUUUGAUUUCCCAAUGUAAAGUCAUAAAUAAUUCAUUUUAACACAUUCAACAUUUAUGAAUAAUUCCGUUGGGUUCUUUUUAUGUUCUAGCUGUCGCUAUUAAUCAAAUUAUACGUUUACUAUAUGCAUUUUUAAAUUGUUUCUUUAUGUCGUUAGGUCGCUUAUGCAGCCGCCUGGAAAUUUGGUCUGACAGACUGUCAUAAAGUGCAGAAUGCGGGUGGCUCUUGAUUGAUUCUCGUGGCCAAAAGUCCACCUGGAACGCAGCCAGAUGUCGGGGAUAAUAAAUUUCUGAAGAUGUGACAACACUUGGGAUGCAUUUUAUAUGGCUGGAAGACUGCAGCUAAACGACCUGGAUGUUGCCUGACCAAUUGGGAAAUUAAUUAUGAAUUAACCUAAGGAAGUUGAAUGCCAACUCAACUUUGAGCUGAAACAAACCUAAAAUAAAGAUGUACUUUAAUGUUAUCUUUAAAAGUAUAAAAUCUGAAUCUAAAACUAAAAUCACAACAUCAAUAUCUCCUUUAUACCUAAAAAAUUAUUGUAGCUUCUUCUUAAGAACCCCUAAGAACUCUGUUAACUAACUUUAAGAUCUGGAAAUAAAAAACUAAUUUAUAUAAACUA
Drosophila eugracilis is the source of this 3608-nucleotide messenger RNA. RefSeq lists its product as uncharacterized. Lineage: Eukaryota; Metazoa; Arthropoda; Insecta; Diptera; Drosophilidae. The coding region runs from base 1262 to 1585 and encodes 107 amino acids. The record is from RefSeq and is a predicted model, not a curated record. The transcript is spliced from 5 exons.